AUGCGUAGAACGGGUGAAGAUCAAAGUAUCAUAUUAAGUGGCAUAACUGGGUCUGGUAAAAGUACAACAAGAUCACAUCUAUUGAACCAAAUCCUUUUAUUAUCAACCCAUUCUAAAAAAGAAACAAAAUUACAACAACAAAUUCAAAAUUCGCUUGUCAUUCUUGAAGCUUUUGGUCAUACCAAAACCCUACAAACUUCUUCCGCUUCAAAGUAUGGUAUGUUUCAAGAGCUGCAGUUUUCCGAAAGAGGUCGUAUUCUUGGAGCGAAAACUUUGACCUAUGCGUUUGAUAAAUCAAGAAUUACUUUUGUUCCCAAAGAAGAACGAUCGUUCAAUGUAUUUUAUUCACUGUUGGCCGGUACAAGCCAAGAAGAACAAAUAGCCCUUCAUAUCAACUUCCCUCCUGAAUCUUUCAAUUAUCUUGCUCAAUCCAAAACCAUCAAGGUACCUGAAAUCAAUGAUGAAAUUGCUUUUGCCGAUCUCAAGAGUUCUCUUAAAGUUUGUGGGUUCAAAGCAAAAACUGUCACUCAAAUCUUCCAGUUAUUGGCCGCUAUUCUACACAUUGGUAACCUUCAAUUUCAAGAUGAUAACGACGCCGGAAACCAAGCACAGGAAGCAUGUUGUAUUCGAAAUCAUGAUGUUUUGGAAGUAGUCGCCGCUAUAUUAGGUGUAUCACCUACAAAACUCGAACAAUCAUUGACUUACAAGCUUAGAUUGAUCCGUAAAGAACUAUGCACAAUGUUUUUAAACACUCAAGGUGCAACUGAGCAAAGAGAUGCUUUAGCAAGGGCUCUUUACCAUGUUUUGUUUUUAUGGAUUGUCGAAACUUUAAAUACCAAAAUAUGUUAUAAUGAUGGUGAACCUGCUAAUUUCGUGGGUAUUCUGGAUCAAUUUGGUUUCCAAAAUUUUAAAUCAAAUGGAUUUGAAGAAUUCUGUGCUAAUUUUGCUAAUGAACGGGUUAAUCAAUUUAUCAUCGACCAACGUUUCAGCGACACUGAAGGCAUGGGUGGCGCUAUGAUGCGCGACGGUGUUCCACUUCCCAAAAUAAUUACUAUGGACAACUCUGCUUGUCUUGAACUACUGAUCGGCAAAGAACAAGAUACCCAGAAAAACGUGAACAAAUCUGCAGCUUUAGGGCUCGGAGGUAUUGUCGGUGCAAUGGAUCGAGACUGUGCCAAAUACCAAACUGGAGCUACAGAUGCUACCAAUGCAAAUUUUUUGGCUAAUGUUCAGCGUACGUACGGCUCGCAUCCAUCCUUUUCCAAAUCAGGACAUGCAUAUUCAUUCGGUAUCAACCAUUUUUCUGGCUGUGUGCAUUACACCGUGGACUCCUUUUUGGAAAAGAAUUUGGACGAUCUUUCGCCGGAUUUUGUCAGCCUGUUGCGAGAGAAUAGUACUAACACAUUUGUUUCCAACCUUUUUGAAAGCUCGGCUAUGGCAACCGAAUCCCAUCCUAAGGACGACCGAACCAUUGUUAAGGCACAAUUGACAAGUAAGCCUACUCGUGCACCUUCCAUGAAACGACCUAAUAAACGUCGUGGCAAUAAUGUGCGAGACCCAGCCAUUCCUGAAGGUGGAGAACCCGAUGCAGAUGAAAUGCGAAAACAAAAAUUAAUUCAUGAUGCAGAAGAUGCUUAUCAAAAUAUGCAAGUUACUACUGUGAUGGAUCAACUCUACAUGACUUUACGAGAUCUAUUUUAUACCAUGUCUGAUACUCGUAUCUACAAUAUUAUUCAUAUCCGACCCAAUGAUACCCAAUCACCGGACGUAUUUGACCCUAAACGUGUUAAAGCCCAAGUCCGUGCAUUCUUAUUGCCCGAUUUAACCUUCCGUAGUGCUGUAGACUACGCUAAUUAUUAUACUUUUGGUGAAUUCCUGAUGCGAUACGAAAACUUUGUAAACUCGUUACAAAUAGAUCAUACAAAGCCCGAGAGAGAACAAGUUGAAAAUGUGCGCGCCAUCAUGAACUGGGUUGAGCCUCAAGCUUUUAUUGGUCAUGAUAUGAUUUGGUUCUCUUACGAAACCUGGAAAGAGCUGGAAGAUGGUUUACGUGCUGCUGAAAAAGAAGAACGUGAUCGUGCUAAAGGAUUAGAAGCUAAACAAGAAUUACCUCAUCAUAUUGAUCAACAUAUGGCGGCUAAUGCAGCAGCUGCUGCCGCUGCAGCUGUUCCUGUAGGUCACUAUCAAGAUGGUCGUUUAUUGCCUCCUAACCCAGUGUAUAUGGGUAAUAUGGGUCAAGGUGGUCACUUUGAAGAUGGCGCUAGUUACAUGGAUAGUGACGAUGGCAUGAAACGUGACAUGGAAGGCAGUCAAUGGGGUGAAGAGUCUGAAUGGGGAAUGAAAGGACUUUCAGACGGAUUUGGCCCAAAUAUGGACAUGAGUAAAAUGGUGGAAGACUAUCACACACCGCAAAACGAAUCUGUAGAAGAAAUGCCAAUUACAGCUGUUCGUAUUUGGUGGAUCCGAUUUGUUUGGUUAAUGACAUGGUGGAUUCCAUCUCCCUUCUUAAGCUGGUUUGGUAAAAUGAAGCGUGAAGAUGUACAAAUGGCUUGGCGUGAAAAAGUGACACUUUGUAUUAUUAUUUUCUUCUUUUCUGCUAUUACCAUCUUUGUUAUUGUUGGUCUUGGUGAGGUUAUUUGCCCUGGAACAAGAAAUAUGUUUUCCGGUGCUAAUGUUCAAGCACACGGUACACCCGAUGAUAUGUAUGUCAGUGUCCGUGGACAUGUUUACGAUAUUACCAAUUUUGCAAAAAGUCAGCAUGGUGCUUCCGCCUAUAUUGGUACCCCCGAUUUAAUGUCUCAAGUCGCCGGUUUAGACGUCUCUUACUCUGUCCCCCCACCCUUAACUGUGGCAUGUGCUGGCUUGGUCAAUUCUGCUAAUAUCAAAAUCAUUCCUAAUAAUACGAUUGUCUUGGCUAAUUUUGUACACAACUCAGGCGAUCAACGUACGGUGCCCACUUUACCCAAAUUGGCCGAUCCUCGUUGGUAUUGGGAUUACUUCAUCCCUACCAUGACGCUUUAUCGAAAGGGUAAAGUAGUUGUUCCCAUCAAUCAAUUGUAUGCCGAUUAUCAAAGUUGGAGUCGUUUAGCACUUGCCAUUAAUGGCAAAGUGUAUGAUAUCAAUGACUACAUGUCUACCAGCAAAAUCUUUGACUCUGGAUCUACUGCCACAGACUAUCAUUUUUUAAAUCCAACUGUAGAAGAAAUAUUUACCAAGUUCAGUGGUACAGACGCUACCGAUAAAUGGAAUCAAUAUCGUGGUUCGAUGACUCUGGAAGAGCAAGAGAUGAACUUGAACUGUCUCAACAAUUUCUUUUAUAUCGGUGAUGUGGAUGAACGAGAUUCUGCACGCUGUAUGUUCACGAAUUAUAUGCUUUUGACAGCUGCUGUUCUCAUGUGUUUUGUUAUUGUCGUCAAGUUUUUGGCAGCACUUCAGUUUGGUGGUGCACCUACGCCGGAAGACCACGAUAAAUUUGUUAUUUGUCAAGUCCCUUGUUAUACUGAGGAUGAAGAAUCUCUCAAAAAAACCAUUGACUCUUUGACUGUCAUGAACUAUGACGAUAAGCGUAAAUUACUUUACAUUAUUGCUGACGGUAUGAUUAUGGGUAGUGGUAAUGAUCGUCCUACACCUCGUAUCGUCCUGGACGUUUUAGGGUAUGAUACUAAAAACGAUCCUGAGCCCUUGAUGUUCAAAUCUAUUGGUGAAGGUUCUAAGCAAUUGAAUUAUGGUAAAGUCUACUCUGGUCUUUAUGAAUGCGAAGGUCAUGUUGUCCCCUAUGUUGUGAUUGUCAAGGUCGGUAAAGCUUCUGAACGUGCCAAGCCUGGCAAUCGUGGUAAACGUGAUUCUCAAAUGAUAUGUAUGAAUUUCUUGAACAAGGUUCAUUUUGAUAGUGAAAUGACUCCACUUGAAUUGGAAAUGUAUCAUCAAAUCAAAAAUGUAAUUGGUGUGAACCCUUCAUUUUAUGAAUACAUACUCAUGGUGGACUCCGAUACUGAAGUUAUGGCAGAUGCAUUGAACCAUAUGAUUUCUCGUAUGUUGCACGAUGGUCGUAUUAUUGGUCUUUGUGGUGAAACGAAAUUGGUUAAUGAAGAUAGAUCUUGGACUACCAUGAUUCAAGUAUACGAAUACUAUAUUUCCCAUCAUCUUGCAAAAGCGUUUGAGUCACUGUUUGGGUCUGUUACUUGUUUGCCUGGUUGUUUCUGUAUGUACCGUAUCCGUACUCCAGUAAAAAAUGAGCCGCUUAUUAUUUCUCCUAAGGUUAUUUAUGACUACUCGGAUAAUCAUGUUGAUACACUUCACAAAAAGAACUUGUUGCAUUUGGGUGAAGAUCGAUACCUUACCACAUUGAUGAUGAAGCAUUUCCCUCAAUACAAAAUGAAAUUCACCGCGCAUGCUCAAUGUAAGACUGUGGCCCCAGAUCGCUGGCAAAUUUUGUUAUCACAGCGUCGUCGAUGGAUUAAUUCUACGAUUCACAAUCUAUUUGAGGUUGUGUUGCUUCCGGAUCUUUGUGGUUUCUGUUGUUUCUCAAUGCGAUUCGUAGUCUUGAUCGAUUUGAUUGGUACCCUGACUUUACCUGUGUCUGUUAUUUAUCUCGUAUAUCUAAUUUAUGUAAUUGCUUCUAAAUCGGGUCCUAUUCCUAUUUUGGCGCUUUGUAUGUUGGCUGGUAUUUACGGUUUGCAAGCCAUCUUGUUUAUCUUAAAACGCCAAUGGCAGCAUAUAGGUUGGAUGAUCUUUUAUAUCCUGGCUAUUCCUGUCUUCUCCUUCUUUUUGCCCAUCUAUUCUUUCUGGCAUUUCGACGAUUUCUCUUGGGGAAAUACGCGUGUGGUGGUUGGUGAUAAAAAGCAAAAGAAAAUUAUUGUUGCUGAUGAUGAAAAGUUUGACGAAAAGAUGAUCCCGCUAAAGAAAUGGAGUGUGUAUGAACAAGAGCUUUGGGAAUUAGGGUCCACAGGAAGUAAAGAGACAGGUGUCACUGGCAAUACUUACAAGAGCUAUCAAACACAUGGAUCUCGCAAUAAUCAAUCAGCCAUGUACGAUAGCCGUACACAAUACGGUGGCAGUCAAGCAGGUGGUGAAUAUGAUUACUACAGAGAUACUAAUGUUGCUGGAUACGAAAAACGAGGAGGUAACAGAGCACAGAGUCCGAUGGGAUUCACGGGAUCUGUCAUUGGGGGUUCUGAAUACGGAGGGGCUGCUACACAAGAUUUUAUGAUGACACCGCCUAUGCCAAGAGGCUCUCAAGCAAUGUCUGUACAUAGCUUUGGACCGGAUUAUGCUACCAGUGGACAUAUUACACCCAUGAUGGGAGGAGGAAAUGGUAGCAUGAUGUACGAUCGUUCCAGUGCCAUGAUGGGAGGUAGUAUGAUGGGAGCGCAACCGCACAUGAUGAUUCCUGGAGCCAAUCAAAGUGAAUAUGAAAUGCCGAUGCGACCCAUGAGUCAAUUCUCUAUACCUUUAUCGCAAGGCGGUAUGCAACCAAUGACACCGCCUGGGUUCCCUACGGAUGAAGAAAUUUUAUCCGAGAUUCGAAAUAUUCUUCAGACGGCUAAUUUAAUGAGUAUCACUAAGAAGCAAGUACGAGAACAAUUGAGUGCUUUCUUUGGCUUUGAUAUGACUCCCAAGAAGGAAUAUAUCAAUACAAGCAUCGAAUACAUAUUACAAGGUCGUCUUUAA
Molecule: messenger RNA, 5670 nt
Organism: Mucor mucedo
Lineage: Eukaryota; Fungi; Mucoromycota; Mucoromycetes; Mucorales; Mucoraceae
Product: chitin synthase
Exons: 3
Coding region: 1-5670 (1889 amino acids)
Cellular component (GO): cell septum; cell periphery; myosin complex
Molecular function (GO): cytoskeletal motor activity; chitin synthase activity; ATP binding
Source: RefSeq, a predicted model, not a curated record